AUGGCGACAGCAACGCCAAACCUGCAAUUGCCAAGUCUGAGCUUGGAAUGCUUUGUCUGUAAAAAGUGCAAUUCUUUGAUGACAAAUCCGGUUACACUUCCAUGUGGUGGGUCCGUAUGCAGAACGUGUUUUUCGGCUCUUUUCCCCACAGUACGAAACCCGAAAACGCAUGUUCAGUGCAUUUUUGGUCACAAUGAACCGCAUUACUCCGUUGAAACAAAUGUUCGCGACAUCUUGCUGACGAGAAUAUGCGACAUUAUACGCGAAGGAAUUACUCCGAAAAAACAUUUACAAUCAUCGCUUGGAAACGUGGGUACGAGCAUCUCUGCAAUUACCGAAGCCGACACUGGUGCCGACGCUGAAAAUGAAGGGUCUUAUGAACACGACCUUUUGGACGGAUUCAGUAAUUCAUUAAGUCCAAUUAAACAAGCGAGCGAGUUUUGUCGAGGAAGACAAACAAAGCUUAAGGAUGCCAUCACAGCAGAAUUAGAUUGUCAAAUAUGCUAUGCUAUGUUGUAUGAGCCUAUAACGACGCCAUGUGGGCAUUCUUUCUGCGACCCAUGCCUCAUGCAGGCACUUUCUCAAUCUGCUCGUUGUCCUGCUUGUCGAGCAGUACUUCCUUCACCGGCAGUGCUUGAGCAUGCUCAUAACCGGCCAUUGUGUGCCUUUAUCCGUGAGACAUAUCCUGAACACUGGCUCGAACGGCGCAAGUGCUGGGAGGAGGAAAAGGAACAGGAGAGUUGGAUGCCCUUAUUUGUGUGCAUGGUCGCUUAUCCGCACAUGUCCACCUUCUUGCAUAUCUUCGAACCGCGGUAUAAAAUUAUGUUGGAACGUUGUAUGGAGGGAACAAAGCGAUUCUGUAUAACAAUGCCGUUACAGGUGAGCAAACGCCGUGCGCAAAACGAGCAGCCUCGCGAACUGCGAAAUGCUCGCGGUCAGCGUCUCUUUUGUGCCCAAUACGGUACAGUCAUGGAAAUUUUGACGGCCGAACAACUUCCUGAUGGCCGAAGCCUCGUGGAAGCUCGUGGCACAUGCCGUUUUAAAAUUCUCGAUUUUCAGUCCGAUGGGCUGUACCCCAUGGUUAAGGUGGAAAAACGCUUUGACACACCUACGCGGACAUCGCCAUUGCAAUUUCCGCUUCCCGAGCAGUGGCUACAACAUGCAAACAAAUCGACAGAGCAACUCGUGGAAGAGAUUGACAUAUUUUAUACAAAUGCGCGCAACACGUGUGUCCACUGGGUAGUACCAUUGCUCGAUAUACGUUAUGAAGCCGCGACAUUGCUUUCCGAUUUAUCGUUCAAAGUCGCAAGUUUAUUACCCAUUCCAGAGUUUGAGAAGACAAGAAUAUUGGAGAUUGACAAUCCCGAUGACCGGUUAAUUCUCAUUCUGAUAUGGUUACAGUGGCUGCAAAACACUUGGUGGUAUCGAUUGAGCAAUACAUGUACUCUUAGUUAA
Messenger RNA from Schizosaccharomyces japonicus yFS275, 1455 nucleotides. RefSeq names its product ubiquitin-protein ligase E3. The coding region runs from base 1 to 1455 and encodes 484 amino acids. Lineage: Eukaryota; Fungi; Ascomycota; Schizosaccharomycetes; Schizosaccharomycetales; Schizosaccharomycetaceae. The record is from RefSeq and is a predicted model, not a curated record. The transcript has a single exon.